Thlaspi arvense is the source of this 1231-nucleotide messenger RNA. NCBI's taxonomy places the organism in Eukaryota, Viridiplantae, Streptophyta, Magnoliopsida, Brassicales, Brassicaceae. The record is from the annotation of a GenBank genome assembly.
GAGUUUUUUAUUUUAUUUUUUCUCUUCUCUCGUUGAGUCGUUUACGUCGAGAACUUCUCCUCCCAUUGAUUUUCCCGAGAAAUUUAAACCCAUACGAAUCGUAAAUUUCUCCGAUUGAUUUUCUGAAGAGGAGGAAAAGAACAACCAACAGUGAAUUAUAAAGAGGAGGAAGUUCAAUGGAGUCGCUAGCAUCGAUUUCUCCUUCGUUAAUACUCCCUCCAACCACCACUACUACGAUCUCCGCUUCAACUUCACGAUCGGUACUGAUUCGUCUUCGUCCCCACCGUUCUUCUUCAUUUUCCGGCUUGUCCAGCGCCGGGAGGCGGAUUUCGAUUUCGAGGAGAUUAAACUUCGUUAGCUGUAAAUCGACUGGCGGCGGAGGAGGAGGGUCAGAGAAGGCGGGUGGCGAGGAAGACGAAAGCGAGGAAGUUGAAAGAGCGCUUCACUUGGACGGUACGAUCCCUGGGACUUCCGAUGAGUUUGUGAGGCAAGUCUCGUCGCGCGCUUACGACAUGCGUCGGAAGUUAGAGCAGACGUUUGAUUCCACCAGCUAUGACGUGUUGGAGUCUAACCCAUGGAGAGGAGACUCGAAACCGGUAUAUGUACUAACACAUAGAGAAAACCAGAUCUGCACCAUGAAAACAAGGACAAACCACAGUGAAGUAGAGAAAGAGCUUGGACUGCUGUUCUCUAAAAGGAUGAGCAGCAAGACAAAGCAGUCUAGGCCCGAAACGAAAUUCGAUAUGCUCGUUGAAGACAUUCGAGAUGGAGUUCUGGUUUUCGAAGAUGUGAAUGAGGCUGUUCGAUACUGUGAUAUAUUACAAGGUGGAGGAAAAGGGUGUGAAGGCGUGGCUGAGAUUGAGGCCUCAUCUGUUUUUGAUCUUUGCCGGAAAACAAGGUCUCUGGCGGUGCUCUUCCGUCGUGGAAGAACUCCACCCACACCACAGACGCUGGAGCGUAAUUUGGGAUCCCGUAAGCGUUCUCUUGAGGACUUAAGGGACGAUAAGCGUUCUCUUGAGGAUUUAAGAGACGAUAAAUAGCUUGUAGGUCAUUUUAGUUGUACAUUUGUACUUACAAUUAUCUGAAAAACUUGUAUAAAUUAAACUGUAAUUAAUUAUGUACAUAUAUAUAGAUGUGUUUUACUUGUGCUCCGUUUUGUUCCUCAUUUUUCUCUUAAAGUUGGCUCUUUCUACUCGAAGGCUUUGAGUAGUAGUGCCUGAGCAGUUCGGUU